Salvia miltiorrhiza (redroot sage) is the source of this 342-nucleotide messenger RNA. Its product is annotated as conglutin delta 3-like. The record is from RefSeq and is a predicted model, not a curated record. Bases 1 to 342 code for a protein of 113 amino acids. The transcript has a single exon. Lineage: Eukaryota; Viridiplantae; Streptophyta; Magnoliopsida; Lamiales; Lamiaceae.
AUGGCCAAGCUGACAGCUCUCACUCUCCUCUUCUUCGCCGCGGUGACCGUGGCCAGCGCCUCCGCCUUCAAGGCCGAGCAGUGCGAGUCGGAGGUGGCUAUGAAGAGCUGCAUUAAGUGGGCGAUGAGCGAGCCCUACGGCGGCGCGUUCCUGAGGAGCCGCGUGGCCGCGGAGGAGAAAUACCUGGAGGAGUGCUGCGAGGAGCUGAGGCAGCUGAGCUCGGAUAAUUGCCGGUGCAGCGCAGUGUGGGAGAAGAUGAUGAAACUGCCGUUUCCUAUGAAUCGGAAUUUGUGCACUGUGACGUCCAAGUGCGGAAUGGGCCCCUGCAUCUGCCCCCGUUGA